This is a messenger RNA of Akanthomyces muscarius, 858 nucleotides long. RefSeq lists its product as uncharacterized. The record is from RefSeq and is a predicted model, not a curated record. The transcript is spliced from 4 exons. The coding region runs from base 1 to 858 and encodes 285 amino acids. Lineage: Eukaryota; Fungi; Ascomycota; Sordariomycetes; Hypocreales; Cordycipitaceae.
AUGCUCGCCAAGCUAAGCAUCAUCGGCACCCUGUGCCUGGCCCUUGCCGCCGCCAAGCCCCUCGACAUGGCCGACACCAUCACCACCGUCGCGGCGCCCACGCCCACCGGCGACAACUACGACCCCUCGGACCUCGACCCUGCCAACCGCGCGCCCGUCACGCCCGUGCCCAGCAUCGUGCCCGAGGAGGAGGCCCGCAAGAGCUUGUCCCUCGGCACCGCCGUCGGAGGUGCCCUGGACCUGCCGCCCGCGCCGACCGCCGGGCCCGAGGCCAUGGCUGUCGCGGCGGCGGCCAACAACGCGUACAUUACCAUUGUCAACAAACACAACGCGGCCAUCACCACGGUGCACGUCAAUGGCGAGGGCCCUGCGCCCAAGGGCAACGUCGGCGCCGGCAAGCUGAACAAGGGCCAGCACGGCAUCUUUACAGUCGCUCAUGGCUGGAGCGGCCAUGUCGCUCUCAACGUGGCCGGAAAGUCUGCGACUACCGGCGACGAGUCUCUGAUUGAAGGCAGCUUCAAGAACCAGGGCCACGGUUUCAUUGGCGACAUCAACGUCAGCUACGUUGAUGGAUUCAGCGUUCCUGUUCUCUGCUGGUGCAACCAGAACAAGAAGACGGCCGGCUGCUCCAAGAACCUCUUUGCCCUCGGCCACUGCGGUACCCCCAACGGCCAAGGCUCGUGCAAGAACCCCAACCGUGGCAAGGGUGGCGUCAGAUCGCCCGCCCCCUUCUUCAAGCCUUGCUUCUACCCGGGCGGCGCUUACACCUUUGACAAUGACAGCGCGGCCAACAGCCUCAACGGCCGCUGCCCCAACGAGCACUACACUUGCUGCGUUGGUAACGGCUGCCACGCCUAA